AUGGCCCUUCCUAGCUCACACACGCCUCGGAACAGCUCGCCUCGACCAGAUCCACGACAGGACCCGGCCGUAUCGCAGCUCAUUCAAGCAAAGGGCUACAAUCCCACGUCGAUCGACCUCAAUCCGGCAAACACACGCUUCUUCGUCAUCAAAUCUUACACCGAGGACGACGUUCAGCGCAGCUUGAAGUACGAAAUUUGGGCGAGCACAGAGAAGGGAAAUGCAAGGCUGGACAAGGCAUUUCGCGAAAGCAUCGAAGGCAAGGAGGAAUCGCAGCGGGGACGAAUCCUCCUUUUUUUCUCCGUCAAUGCCAGUGGCCACUUUUGCGGCAUGGCUGAGAUGCUCACGCCACUUGACUAUUCGUCAUCGUCCAACAUCUGGGCGCAGGAGGGCAAAUGGAAGGGCACAUUCAAGGUCAAGUGGAUCUUUGUCAAGGAUGUGCCCAACAAUCGCAUGAGGCACAUCCGGCUCACGAACACGCCAGAGUGCAAGCCCGUGACGCAGAGUCGCGACACGCAGGAGCUCCCGCAGGAGGCCGGCAAGGAGGUCAUGAAGAUCAUGGCAGAGUAUACGAGCUCCACCUCACUCCUCCAAGACUGGCUCUUUUACGAGGAGCAGGCCGCAGCUCGUCGUCAACAAGAAGUCGGAGGCUAG
Molecule: messenger RNA, 654 nt
Organism: Acaromyces ingoldii
Lineage: Eukaryota; Fungi; Basidiomycota; Exobasidiomycetes; Exobasidiales; Cryptobasidiaceae
Product: YTH-domain-containing protein
Exons: 1
Coding region: 1-654 (217 amino acids)
Biological process (GO): mRNA destabilization
Cellular component (GO): cytoplasm
Molecular function (GO): mRNA binding; N6-methyladenosine-containing RNA reader activity
Source: RefSeq, a predicted model, not a curated record